UCGGUCUCCAACGUGGAGGUCUGCGACCUGGCCUACGCGGGGCGCCUGGAGGAGCUCAAGGAGCGCCUGGCCGCCCACCGGGGCUUGGCCACCCGCCCGGACCAGGACAACAGGACAGCCUUGCACUGGGCAUGUUCCGCUGGACGCACCGAUGUUGCCGACUUCUUGCUGAGCUUGGGAGUGCCCGUGAAUGACAAAGAUGACGCGGGUUGGAGUCCUCUGCACAUCGCUGCUUCUGCCGGCCGGGAUGAAAUAGUGCGAGCUCUUAUAAAGCGAGGGGCCCAGGUGAAUGCUGUCAAUCACAACGGCUGUACUCCUCUGCAUUACGCAGCAUCCAAAAAUAAGCAGGAGAUUGCAGUGAUGCUGCUCGAGAACGGCGCCAAUCCGGACGCCAAGGACCACCUGGACUCGACCCCGUUGCACCGAGCAGCCUCCAAAGGAAACCUGAAAAUGAUACAGAUCCUUUUGAAACACAAGGCUUCUGCCAACCUGCAGGAUUCAGAAGGAAACACAGCUCUCCAUUUAGCCUGCGACGAAGAGCGAGUGGACGAAGCCAAACUCUUGGUAUCCCACGGUGCAAGUAUAUAUAUUGAAAAGAAAGAAGAAAAGACUCCACUUCAAGUGGCGAAAGGCGGUCUGGGCUCGAUCUUAAGGAGGCUGGUGGAAGGCUAGCCGUCCCUUAUUCUGCCUGUGAAUGACUGGACUUCAGGCCGUUCACUUUUCUUUUGGAUUGGCUUUGACUGUCAUAACUUUUCUGUAGCAUAGCUUCUCUUGUAUUGUGUCUCCUUGCCUGCAUUUUCUGCAGCCCAACAGCAUUCCUUUGAAUUC
Molecule: messenger RNA, 828 nt
Organism: Pogona vitticeps (central bearded dragon)
Lineage: Eukaryota; Metazoa; Chordata; Lepidosauria; Squamata; Agamidae
Gene: PSMD10
Product: proteasome 26S subunit, non-ATPase 10
Molecular function (GO): protein binding
Source: RefSeq, a predicted model, not a curated record